Messenger RNA from Tetrahymena thermophila SB210, 564 nucleotides. RefSeq lists its product as hypothetical. The record is from RefSeq and is a predicted model, not a curated record. The transcript has a single exon. NCBI's taxonomy places the organism in Eukaryota, Ciliophora, Oligohymenophorea, Hymenostomatida, Tetrahymenidae.
AUGAUAAUAAUAGCCAUAUAGCAUUUAAUAAUUAAUUUUGUUAAUUAUAUGAAAAGGAUAUAGUUAAAAGCAAAAUAUAUAAUUCUUUUUCACAAAAGAAUGAUAUUGAAACAAUAUCUAAUACUGAAUAGAUAAAGCAUUAAAUUGUAGAUUUUAUUUAAAAGUAAUAAAAUUAAAACAUAAGAUAACAAAAUUUAAUCUUCGAAAAUAAAAAUGAUGAACAGAAAUUCAGCUAAAAUGAAUAAGAAUCUAGAUUGCCUAAUAAUUUAAUUCAAUAAAAUAGUGCAAACUAAUUUUAAAAUAAAAGUUACAAAAAUGAUUAAGCAGUAAACUAAAAUUAAGAUGGAUAAUAAAAUUUUAAUUAAAACUAAAGCUCUAUUAAACACAUUGAAAAUGUUUAAAUUAGUAACCAAAAUUUUAGAUAGGGAAACCUCUCAAAUUAAGAUCAAGAGUAAAAAUCUUAAAAUCAAAAAGAAUCUAUUGAAUAGCAACUUUAAAAUAAAUUUAAUAGAGAGCAAUAAAAUUAAAUAUAUUCUAACAACAACAAAUAGUUUGACAAUAUGA